Messenger RNA from Mytilus californianus (California mussel), 3310 nucleotides. RefSeq lists its product as uncharacterized. The record is from RefSeq and is a predicted model, not a curated record. Lineage: Eukaryota; Metazoa; Mollusca; Bivalvia; Mytilida; Mytilidae. Bases 363 to 3176 code for a protein of 937 amino acids. The transcript has 3 exons.
UCCUUAUCUAUGAAAUACCUCAUUGGUUUGCCUAUGUGGUGAUUGGUAAAUAUUAUACCUGUAAUGGGUAACUGGCCACAAAGUGAUUGUCUUGCCUUUUGGAUAUGAUAUUUGUAUUUCCUUUCUUAGGAAAAGGCCGGGAUGCUUCAGACUAUACUAUCAGUAUUCAGCCGACACCGGUGCAAUGAUAGUGACACAUCUUUUAGAACUAUAACACACUCCGUUAAGUCUGUAGUGAAAAAUAUCCAAGAUUUGCGAAGAUCAAAUAGAAGAAUAUUAAAAAUUGAAGAUUACAUAAAUAGUAAAUCAGAUCGACAAGGGUUUUUGGUAAGAAAGAUUGACGACAUAAAAGUGAAUGGAAGAUGGAAUCUAAUUUGAAUGGACUUUUAAUUCAAACUGGACUUGAAAACGCCGAUUCUGUAUAUGAACUGUGUUUAGGAUCAAACUUUUCCCCUAGCGAAAUAUUAAAACGAGACUCAAAUCUUACUCUACGUGAUUGUCAAAUUACAGCGUGUGCGCAACGACUUUGGUUGAAUCAAAAAUAUGAUUUAGAUGGUAUUGUCGCAACUUUUUCCUCUUUGAAAGACAUCCUUGUUCCGUUUUCUUAUUUGAAUAUACUACCGCGUGGAAGAAACAGUAUGAUGCCAGUAUUCAAUAUAUUACGAAAACACUUAAAACUGGAAGUAUACAAUAAAAAAGCUUUACAAUACUUAAGAUGGACCCAAGGAAUACAAAUUGUAGGCGACCACGGUUUUCAGUUUUUGAUUACUUUGUUACCAAAACCCGGACCAAUGAGAUUAUUUAAGAAUUACAGCCGCCAACAAAUCGAAAACUUGCAAUUUGAAUUUUACGAAUCUUUUAGGACAUCAUUAGCAAAUAAAUGCAAAGCUUUGCCAGAACAAGAUAUUACAAGAAAUACAUUCAAGAAAAACAAGAUAAUUGAUAUAAGAACCUGGCAUGUCCUACCAGAUGACAGGGAAUUUGUCUUAAAUCUCUUAUGCCAAACGGAAAACUCUCUACCUCGUGACGAAAAUUUUGAAUUCAUCAUCAUAGCCCACCGUUUUGGGGACAGAAAUAGCAAUGCUAUGAAAAUUACGGAAUAUGAUACUGCAAACGCAUCAACAACGAUACAUGCGGCCGUAACAUUGUCAUCCCCAAUUUUGAACCAAAACCUGUUUUGGUCACGAAGCGGUAUACAGGACAUAAUUGGUGAUCGUGGAUCUUUAUAUUCGUCACUAAGUUUUCGCUCCUGUUGUAAUUUCCAGACAAAUUUAGACGGCAGAAGUAUUGACAUUUCUAGAGAUUUAAGACAGUUGUGCACAUGCCCUGAGACAUUGCGGUUUUUGCAAAUGUAUGCCGAUUUGCCACAUAUGAGUUCAUCUUCUAUCCAUCCCGUCUUCGGAUGUAUCGCUUCGUGUGGUGUAUUACAUGGUAAUAUUCAAAAAGCUCUUGAAAACAGAGCAUCUGAUUAUUUAACGUCAAUACAGGAAAAUAUACUAAAAUUAGGAAUAUCAAACGCAAGGCUUGAAAUAGUGUGUGAAACCAAAAAAGAGAAUGUGCUAUGUGCUGAAAGCUAUAUAUCAAAAAGUGCACUAUCAGUCCUGUUAACAAAGUAUCCAAUCAUUGUUCCAAUUAUUAAUGACUUAUACAAGGAAGACUUUAGCUUCACAAAAUCUAUUCGCAUGGUAGGAACAUAUUUAUUAGAAUCUCUAAGGGAUCUUUAUGCCAAAAAUUGUAAAAUGGGUGGAUUUUUAAACGUUUGGAAAUGUUACCAGUACGAGCUUGCAUGUGAAAUAUUAUUUAAAGGUCGACCUAACAGUGCAGCAGAUAAUAAUUUUGGAAUAAACUUAGGACCAGGAGGUUGUUUUCCAAGUCGUUGUUCGACUUGGGAACAAGGCUUUUUAUGCCUUGAUGAUGCUACAGCCUGCGCAUUUGAUGAAUGUUCCUUGCCACCUCUCACAUUUUGGGCUUUAAAUGAAUGCCAAAAGCAAAGCAUUAAAAAAAUUGUAAAUUUUUCCGGUGUGAUGGAUGGCGGUAUAAUAGCUGUUGGUAUUCGGUCAGUGAUUCUUUUGAUACACGAUUUACAGACAGAUCCUAGCCGUAUAGCCAAAUGUGAUCGCUCACUUUUAUCGGAUCUAAGAACACAGGACCUUCCAUGUUGGGCUGUUCUAGCCGGACAAAUAACUGUACAUAAUUUGUGUGGAAGACUUUGUAGAAAGAAAAUCUAUAAACCACCAUUUGUUUUUUGGCGAGCUAUUGAAUUCAUCGAAAUGCUGCAAAUGAAACCUGUUGAUGUUUUAGAGAUUGGAUUUAAUCAUUUUAAACUCAAUUACUUUCCGGAUGUUCGGUUUACUGAUAGAGCAAACAAUAGCAAAAUGCACUGGCCUAACAACGGAGUUGUACGAAUAACAGGGUAUAGCAAUGAAAACUCUGUGUUAGCUAAAGCAAGUCAGUUCUCAACAGAUGUUAUUUGGUUUCUUGAAAACGAAGGUUUAGUGCAUAUGUCAAAGUUUAGAGAAUAUUUGUCAGUACAGGAAAAUUUUACGUUUCCAUGGAUGUGCAGCAUACUUGAAAAACUCUCCGAUUAUUCUGCAACAAACGAUGUGUUAUUACAGGUAAUAUCAUAUCUUUCGUGUAUAGGACUUUUACAAAAUCGUUGGUAUGUUCAUUAUUGUAAGUUCUCAAAGCUUCACAAUAGAAUAUUAACUAUCAUUCCAAAAAUCGAGUCGGUCCUUCAAAGUCGUGAAAUUCUUUCCAGAUUUAGGCUUAAUUCAAUUCAUAGAUUGCAUAUUUUUAGAUUGCAUUCAUCUUUAGAAUUAUCUAUACCAGAACCAGUAACUAAGAUUAGCACAGUUUCAUCAGAAGACGAUUUAACAGACGAUGAUAAUAGAAUAUCCACAGAAAACAAGGAUGACUCAGAUGACUCUAGUACAGAAGAACCUCCCAAAAUCGAACAUGAGAACAUAACGAAAGACGGAAGACGACAUUUACCAGCCGGACUAACUAUGAAAUGGAGUAGUAACGAAAUUGAGAUCCUAGACUUUAUUAUAUCUUUGAAAAUACAAUCUGAGAAAGAUGCAUAUAUGCGUUAUAAGGCCGCAUGUACAUCCAGACGUAUUGCAGACCGUUCUUUUUCCGCAUUUAAAUCAAAAUACCAUCGUUUGAUGAAAUCAUAAGAACCAUUUAUUGUUCGAAUAUCUGACUUAAAUGAAUGCUACAUUGAUGAGAAUCAGUGUUAUGAUGCUCAAUGAAGUCAAACAAAAGAGACACGUGACACAUUUGGUAGUAAAUAAAAGAUCUGGCAUAUAAA